Molecule: messenger RNA, 3519 nt
Organism: Empidonax traillii (willow flycatcher)
Lineage: Eukaryota; Metazoa; Chordata; Aves; Passeriformes; Tyrannidae
Gene: DENND6A
Product: DENN domain containing 6A
Exons: 20
Coding region: 1-1785 (594 amino acids)
Cellular component (GO): recycling endosome
Molecular function (GO): guanyl-nucleotide exchange factor activity
Source: RefSeq, a predicted model, not a curated record
AUGUCGCGGCGGGAGCGGGGCCCGGACACCCACCCGGGGCUGGGCGGCGCCGGGGCGGCCGCGGAGGACGCGGCGCCGGCGGAGCCGGAGAGUCCCGAGCAGUGCCUGUCGCUGCUGCCCUGGGACCGCUUCUCGGCCUGGCUGCACUGCGUGUGUGUGGUGGGCUUCGACCUGGAGCUGGGGCAGGCCGUGGAGGUAAUAUAUCCUCCACAUUCCAAACUCACAGAUAAAGAGAAAACCAAUAUUUGCUAUUUGUCUUUUCCAGAUUCUAAUUCGGGUUGUCUUGGGGACACACAGUUUUGUUUUAGAUUUCGACGCUCUCCUGGAAGGAAAGUCUCAUUGUGUUGUUUUCUGGACCAAUUGGAUAGAGAUCUGCCAGUUUACUUAAAGAAGGAUUCAGCAUAUUACUAUGGCUAUGUGUACUUCAGACAAGUUCGGGACAAGUCAUUAAAAAGGGGCUAUUUCCAGAAGUCUCUGGUCCUCAUCAGCAAGCUGCCUUAUGUGCAUCUGUUCCGCACCAUGCUGAAGCAAAUAGCACCAGAGUAUUUUGAAAAAAGUGAAGCUUUCCUGGAAGCAGUUUGUAGCGAUGUUGAUCGUUGGCCGCCACCAGUUCCGGGGAGGGUUCUGCAGCUGCCUAUCAUGGGUGUUAUCAUGAAGUUGCGGAUCCCAACAUAUCGUGACAAGCCCGGAACAACACCGAUAGUACAGAACAUGCACCAGGCAGAUGCUCAGAUCUCCAUGGCUUUGCCGACUGUUCAUGAAGUGGAUCUUUUCAGGUGUUUCUGCCCGGUGUUCUUUCACAUUCAGAUGCUUUGGGAGCUGGUGCUGCUGGGAGAACCACUUGUUGUGAUGGCACCAUCGCCAUCAGAAUCUUCAGAAACCGUGUUGGCCCUUGUUAGCUGCAUUUCCCCCCUGAAGUACUGCAGUGAUUUCAGGCCGUACUUCACCAUUCACGACAGUGAAUUCAAAGAAUACACGACCCGCACACAAGCUCCGCCCUCUGUCAUUCUAGGGGUGACAAAUCCUUUUUUUGCUAAAACACUUCAGCACUGGCCCCACAUUAUCCGAAUUGGAGAUAUUAAACUUCCAGGUGAAGUUCCAAAGCAGGUGAAAGUGAAAAAACUGAAGAACCUAAAAACUUUGGACUCCAAACCUGGUGUUUAUACCUCCUACAAGCCAUACUUGAACAAAGAUGAAGAAAUCGUUAAACAGUUGCAAAAGGGAGUACAACAGAAACGUCCGACAGAAGCACAGAGUGUGAUCCUUCGGCGCUAUUUUUUGGAAUUGACAGAAAGUUUCAUUAUUCCAUUAGAACGUUAUGUGGCAAGCCUAAUGCCUCUGCAGAAAUGCAUAUCACCAUGGAAGAGUCCACCACAGCUGAGGCAGUUUAGCCAAGAAGACUUCAUGAAGACACUGGAAAAAGCAGGACCACAACUCACCUCGGGUUUAAGAGGAGAUUGGAUAGGACUUUACAGGCAUUUUUUGAAAUCACCAAAUUUCGAUGGUUGGUUUAGGAGCCGGCAGAAGGAAAUGACACAGAAGUUGGAGGCCCUUCAUUUAGAAGCACUCUGUAAUGAGAACUUGGUUUUUUGGAGUCAGAAGCACACUGAAGUAGAAACAGUGGAUCUUGUUUUGAAGUUAAAAAAUAAACUGUUGCAGGCUGACAGAGAACAUCUUCCUGUGAAAACCGACACGCUGAAGAAGCUGCAGACACACAUCAAUGACAUCAUAUUAGCACUUCCAGAUGACUUGCAGGACAUCUUGCUCAAAACUGGCACAACAUGAUUCCUGCUGGGCUUUUUUGAUGCAGAAAACCAAAAGGCAAGUAGUCUUACAGAAGACAGUGGCUUACCAAGUUUGGAGCACAGCUCUAAACAGUACAUUAACACUACAAUGGACUGCACUAAUAGUAUAGCCCAUUUUACUAUUUUCACUGUUUUUUCCAUUUAAAUACCAAUGCAACUAAAGGGAUUCCUGUGUCUAAUAAUGUUUGAAAUAAGUGCUCUUAAAGAAUAAUCUGUGGGCAUAUGAAGCUGUACCACAGUAUAGGACCACAGUGCAGUGCUGGCAUUGCAGAAUGUUUUUCCAUUGGUGCUGCUGUACCCAAUCCUGUUAACUCAGGGGUGAGCAAUAUUGAUCCUGUACUGUCCUGUUGAUGUAGUAUCUGAUUAUUCUUUCUUUCUUUUUUUUUUCUUUUAGUUUUUAUCUAGUGAUAACUCCAACUGACAUGUGAUUGGCCAGAAUACCUUAUAGUUGAGGUAUUUACUGGUAAAUCAUUUCUUUCAAAACUGUUUCAGGAACAACUGAAAUAAUCAGAUCGGUUCUUAACUUUCUUCCUUUCUCCUUCUUACCAUCUUUCCAAAAUGACAUUCAUUUAGCAUCUUGAAAGAAGAGAAGGCAGCUGAAAAAAAUUUCCUGAAGGGAAGUCUCUUCUAUUUAAUUUCAGUUAAUUAGGGUGCUCUUACAUGCCUUAAAUAAAGUAAUUGUAUACUAAUUCAUGGUUUUAAACUGCUGACAUCCAGGAUUUCAAGUGGAUCGCUCGUGUAAAUGUAAGCAUGCAGCGUUCAUCACAGGAAUUAAACACAGGGGUGUUCUAAUGAGGAUUUUAAAAUGGGUGGUUUCAGUAGAGUUGGCUGAUACCCAGUCUGAUUGAGUGGAGAUCAUAACAGUUCAGCUCCUUUUAUAACUUUUAACUUUACUGGUUACACCAGUCGGGUGUUUGAGGAGGUGAACGGGCUGGAGUGAAAAGAUGUUGCUUCAGCUAAGAAAAGCCUCUGGACAGGUCAGGCUGUGGCAAGAAACAACUGUAGCAUGAAAUUAUUCUCAGUAUAUGCAUCCAGCAGACAUGCACAAAGAGUAAUUUCCUCUUGUACAUUAAGCAGCAAGAAUGUGAUGUUUAUCUUCUUGAACAAGUUUCAGUGGUAUAGAAGAGCUCAGCUACUCCACAUGCAGUGUUGUACUUUGCCCGGUUUCAAGUAGAAUAAACAUAAUAUUAUAGUGUACACACAGCAUAUACUUUUAUAUGACAAAUGGAUCACAGUUGUAAAAAAAACCACUCUGCUUUUAAGUGCUUGGAUAGAAUUUUUAAAAACUUAUGACAUAAUCCUGCUAUAAGAAUAUGCUUUUGUAUAACAAAUAUUUCAUAUCAUCUUUCUAAAAAUGUCUUAUUUAGGUAUAAAGUGUCACAACGGUAUUUUUAUGAAAAUAAUGUAUUUUGGUACUGUUAUGUUUUGUAUACAAUUAAUCAUGACCAAAAGUUUAAUGUAUCUAUUAUGCUACUUAAACUACACCACUUCAGCAUUAAUUGCUAACUUGCAAAUUUAUUUUGCACAACCUGAUGAAUAGCAUUUCUCAUUCAGAAAUUCUUAAGUGGCCAUUCAUACCCUAAAUUAUCUUAAAUAUUUAACCUGGAGCACUGUGUACUUUCUUGGAACCAUGUAAACUGGUAACAACUAUGAUAACUAUCACAUGACUGCAAAUACGUAUUUUUUUAAAGGAAAAUAAAAGAGUUUGAUUUUU